Messenger RNA from Ciona intestinalis (vase tunicate), 1275 nucleotides. NCBI's taxonomy places the organism in Eukaryota, Metazoa, Chordata, Ascidiacea, Phlebobranchia, Cionidae. The record is from RefSeq and is a predicted model, not a curated record.
UGAUAAUAUUACUGCUAGCAAAUGACUCGUAUUUACAACAGAUAUAAUAUUUAAACUUGAUAUAAGUAAAACAUGGCGACCAUUCCUCCGACAACAACAGUGAUUGUGAGCCAACCCAGCACAGGUGUUGUUCAGCAGUCACCGGCAGUAAAACAAUACAAAAACAUUGUCCUGGGACUGAGUAUUACGGAGACCAUUAUCGGCUCCAUCAGCAUUGUGAUUGGAAUUGUACUUUCCAGUUAUGGGGGCAGGAGUUAUAGUUCGGGCUAUAGCUUUUAUGGGUAUGGCGGCGGGUACUACGCUUCACCAGUCGGCGAAGGAAUAUGGUGCGGAAUUUGGAUUUUGGUUGCUGGCUGCCUUGGGAUAGCUGCUACAAGAAAACGAGCAACGUCGUGUAUGAUCAACUGCCAUAUGGGAUUUGCCAUCACCGCUUCAGUUUUCGCAGCCGGGCAAACUGCAGGUUCAGGAAUUUUAGCUUCCCUGAUGAGAUCUUCGUUCUAUAGUGGAUUCUCUAUACUAUUGUCCAUACUUGGAUUCAUUGCAUUUAUAAUUUGCAUUGUCAGUGCCAGUUACUGCUGUCCUUUACAUACAGCGGCCGUAGGAAGGCCUAGCUGUUGUGGGUCGGGUUGCUGCGACGAGCAGGUUCCUAUGCAACACCAAGUUGGCACGCAACAACAGGUAAUGUACAUGCAACCUUCACAAAACCAAGUGAUGCAAUAUGCCACCCAACCACAAGUCAUCAUGCAAAAUCCAGGACAACAAUUUGUCGGUGCUCCUUUGGGAUACACAGGUAUUCCAGGCAGCACACAGCAAGCAGUUGUAAUCCAAAACCAACCGGGCCAAGCACAAGGUAUGGUCAUGACAAACCCCCAUAUGGCUGCACAACCCCCACAGCGAACGGCUAUGCAGCAACCACAAGGAGCCAACGCUAACCCUAAUCCAGUAGUUCAGAAGCAGAUGGAAGCUGAAGCGUCAGCCAACCAAGCAGGAAAUACUGCCCCACAAAAUCCACCAGCAUAUUUUCCCAACUAAACCAGUUGCAUGUAAUCUUGUAUAUACAUAUUAUACGCGCACUUCAAUUUUCCGAAAAAUGUUCAAAAGUUUAUAAUUGGCACUAUAAUAUUAACUGCUUCCUAUAAACUAUAUAGACUUAACCGCUUUUGCGACGCUUUACGUAAAAUGAAGUUUUUUUUCACUUAAGGUUUUUACAAAUUGUAUAAAUUAUGCUGUAAAUAUACACGAACGCUAUAAAAUAAAAAGUACUAACAACUUUCA